UACCUGCAGAUGAAGUGGCCGCUGUUGGAUGUGCCGGCUGGGGCCACGCUGAAGGACAGCCGCUCACCGUCACCCGCACACCUGUCCAACAAGGUCCCGGUGGUGCAGCACGCGCCCCACAUGCACCCCCUGACGCCGCUCAUCACCUACAGCAAUGACCACUUCUCGCCCGGCUCGCCGCCCGCACACCUCUCACCUGACAUCGACCCCAAAACAGGGAUCCCGCGCCCGCCGCACCCCCCCGAGCUGCCCCCCUACUACCCGCUGUCUCCAGGAGCCGUGGGUCAGAUCCCGCACCCGCUGGGCUGGCUCGUGCCGCAGCAAGGACAGCCCAUGUACUCCAUCCCCCCCGGCGGCUUUCGGCACCCCUACCCUGCCCUCGCCAUGAACGCCUCCAUGUCCAGCCUGAUGUCCAGCCGCUUCUCCCCACACAUGGUCCCACCACCCACCCACGGGCUGCACCCCUCAGGCAUCCCACACCCCACCAUCGUCUCACCCAUCGUGAAGCAGGAGCCAGCCCAGCCCAGUGCCAGCCCCGGCAGCAGCUCGAAGUCCCCCGUCACAGUGAAGAAGGAGGAGGAGAAGAAGCCCCACAUCAAGAAGCCGCUCAAUGCCUUCAUGUUGUACAUGAAGGAGAUGAGGGCCAAGGUGGUGGCUGAGUGCACGCUGAAGGAGAGUGCGGCCAUCAACCAGAUCCUGGGCCGGCGGUGGCACUCGCUGUCGCGGGAGGAGCAGGCCAAGUACUACGAGCUGGCACGGAAGGAGCGGCAGCUGCACUCGCAGCUCUACCCCACGUGGUCAGCCCGCGACAACUACGGCAAGAAAAAGAAGAGGAAGCGAGAGAAGCUGGCCCAGCAGCAAAGCCACGAGGCAGACAGCGCGCUGCCCUCCAGGAGCAAGAAGCCGUGCGCCCCGCACCACCUGCCUCCCGACAAACCCUGCGACAGCCCGGCCUCAUCCCACGGCAGCAUGCUGGAUUCCCCUGCUACGCCGUCGGCCGCCCUGGCCUCGCCGGCUGCGCCCGCCGCCACGCACUCGGAGCAGGCGCAGCCGCUGUCGCUCACCACCAAGCCGGAGGCCAGGGCUCAGCUCGCCUUCCUCUCCAGCAAAUCCUCCUCCUCCUCCUCCUCCUCCCUGGGCUCCCCCCCGUCGCUGCUCCCCAGGCCCAUCGCCUUCCCCUCGCUGCUGCUCUCCUCCCCGCCGGCCCCGCAGCAGACGCAGCCGCUUGCGCUGGUCACCAAACCGGCCGACUGAGGGGGGUUGAAGAGGAGCCCCCCGCCUGCUGAGCGCCACCGACGCCACAAUCACGAUUCCCGACGCAGCCAAACCAUUAUUGGUCAAUAUUUGACCUUUUCUGAACUGUUUUUUUUUUUGGUGGGUUUUUUAUUUUUUAUUUUUCCUCUUUUGGGAAGCAGACUCUGGAAGAAGAGCCGCUUUCCCUUACCAGCAGUCGACCUGAAGACUGUUUUGAUUAAAAAAGAAAAAAAAAGGGGGAAAAGAAGGGUUUUUUUUUUUUAAUUUUUUUUUUUAAAAAAAAAAAAAAAAAAAAAAAAAAAAAAAGGACCCUUCCUCAAGGGUCCUCAAGGGAGAGUGCUGAGCAUCCAGCGCCGGUGCCCCCAAUGCUCCCAGUGCCCCCAGUUCCAUCCCACUGCAGCUGGACGUGGCCCCCAGCGCGGUGCUGGGCUGGGGGCUGUGGGGUGGGGAUGGGGGUGGAGGGCUUUGCCGUCAAAUCCCUGUUAUUUUUCACAAAAACAAAACAAAGAAAGAAAAAAAGGAAAUAAAACCACAGCUGCAACUUCGCUGCGUGAGCGUGGUGCG
This is a messenger RNA of Centrocercus urophasianus (Greater sage-grouse), 1818 nucleotides long. RefSeq names its product transcription factor 7 like 1 (gene TCF7L1). Gene Ontology annotation, cellular component: beta-catenin-TCF complex. The annotation marks the transcript as partial. Gene Ontology annotation, biological process: regulation of transcription by RNA polymerase II; canonical Wnt signaling pathway. The transcript is spliced from 9 exons. Gene Ontology annotation, molecular function: DNA-binding transcription factor activity, RNA polymerase II-specific; RNA polymerase II cis-regulatory region sequence-specific DNA binding. Lineage: Eukaryota; Metazoa; Chordata; Aves; Galliformes; Phasianidae. The record is from RefSeq and is a predicted model, not a curated record.